Molecule: messenger RNA, 487 nt
Organism: Bursaphelenchus okinawaensis
Lineage: Eukaryota; Metazoa; Nematoda; Chromadorea; Rhabditida; Aphelenchoididae
Source: the annotation of a GenBank genome assembly
AUGUUCUCCAAGACCUUACUGAGUAAGUUUUAGUUACAGUAUUAUAGUUUUAAUCAUAAUAUAAUCAUUUCCUUAUCACUCGAUUACUUUUUUUUUCGAAAAUUUAAUUAUUUUUAAUUAGAAAAUGCCAAUAUUUUUUGUUUUGCUAUUAAAUAGUUCAGUCUAAAGUGACUAGCCACUGCAUUUACCUUACUACAUCACCAAAACAACCAUAAUACUUUACAAAAACUGUUAUCACUUUUAUCACUAUAUUGUUUUAGUACUGAUACUGAUGCCACUGCUGGCGGAGAGCAUUCGCGGAGCCUUGUUCAGGUCAGGACGAUCCUCUAGCCUCCAGCAACGAACACGAGACACUCGAGCCAUCCGACCCGUCUUCGACCAGUUAUACGACAGCCAACCCCCCGUCUAUAUAUCGCCAAGCUACAACGCCUUCAGCAACGACCAGAUCAUCUCCAGAUUACGAUCACUGUUCAAUACCCAGUACUAA